AUGGCAUCAUCCACUUCAUCUGGUUCAUCAACUCCAAUUCAACUGGAGUUUAGUCACUUGGUGUUUGAAGAGGAAUGCGCACCAGCUACUACUGAUCAUCAAUCUUCAUUCUCAAACUCAACUUCAAAUCAACUGUUUUCUAACUUCAAUGAGUCUAACAUCAAUAAUCUUUCAAACUUUCAAACAAGAUCAAUAGAACCUCAACAACAACAACUUUUACAACAAUUACCUCAUCUUAUAUCCCCUAUCGAACAAUACCAUCAACACUCUCUUCAUCAUCAUCAACCGAUCGAAGGUCUCAUUCAAAGACCUCAGGAUCAUCAUCUCAGUCCAACUUUUGACUAUCUCUUUUCAAAUCGAUUUGAAUCAAUUCUCAACGAUCAAUUUCCAAAACAACUCUUCAGCAAUGAUCAUCAAAUUGAAAACAUCAGUAGUAACCUAAUACCCACAUCCGAUCUAUCAACAUCAGCGUCAACGUCAUCUCAUGAGUCAUUCUAUCCAUACCUAAAUACGCAUCAAAGUCACCAACACAACAAUACUAUCGAAUCUCAUGAUCAUGUCAACGUAUCAGAACCACCUCCAUCACAACAGCAAUACUCUCUUGCAAACUCAUUCGCACCUCUCACAUUCUCAAGUCCAAAAACACCGAUCACUUCUAUACCUUUCUCAAACUCCUCUGAUCAAGCUUUGGUACUCUCAAAAACUCCCGAUCAACACGAUCUUCACCAUCAAAACAUAAUCCAUUCCCAUCAAAAUCCGAAUCAAAACCACAACCUCAGUCAAUUUGAUCCUUUGCUACCUGCCACCUCUGAAUUAUCACAACCAAAUCCAAUACAAUUUGACAAUAAGAAUCAUUCACAUCAAUCUAAUGUACCAGCCGCAGAUUCAAAUUCCCACGAGCCUAAUCCCAACAAGAAGAACUCGAAAAAUGCUUCAUCUGCAUCUUCUUCGUCCUCUUAUAAUUCUUACACCAUUCCACCACCAUGUGAAAUCGAAUCUCUCAUUCCAUUUGUCCGACGUCUACCAUCUUGUCUUGCUCCUAACUCUUCCUCGCCUCCUUUCGAUCUCGAGGAUCAAAACAUUUCACUUCUGAUUCUUGGAUUACCAGAUCAGGGUGCCAAGACAAGAGUGGAAACUCAAAUCAAACUUACCUUGGUUCUAGUAGUCGGUCAACCACCUCCAAGAGCACCGGAUGGUAACUUAUCGCUUGAUGUUCAAAACACUCAAAACCAACAGCUCGCGAGGAUCUCGAAUUGGUCUCAUGUCAAAUUGCCUGCUUAUUCAGCUAUCAAACGCAAGAGUAAAAAAUUACUCAAGACUGGUAUUCCUGCCCAAGAAACGCUUUUCUUGGAAUUCAGCGUGACUCGUGCUACUGAGCCGCAUACCGAGAUAUUAUGUUGCCCGAAUUGUCAAAUUCGUGAGCAAAAACGCACGCAACGUAAGCGUGAUGCGCGUGUGCGACCUGCCCAAGAGAUUGAAAGUGACGAAGCCGAGGCGGAGGGUCCAGAUGAUGAAGCCAAGAAGAUUGUCGUAUUCAAUUGUGGUCAAUACCUGGAUUUCAACACUGGUCAACUUACCUUACCGACUCGAAUUACCUGUUAUUGUCGUCACCAUCGUGAAAAGAAAGGCUUUUGUGUCAAAAUCACAUUGCGCGAUCAUCUUGAUCGAAUCGUGGCUGAAUCUAUCACACCACCUAUCAUGAUCACCGAUGAUCAUAAGGCAGUUGCAGCUGCUGCUAAAGCUAAAUCUGGCUCCGAUCUUGAAACGUCCCAACCUCGUCAACGUCAGAUUCGUAAACUGCCUAGCCUUUCUGCCACGAAGUCGACUGGUAAACGUCUCAAGAAGAAGACGUCUGAUCCUUUCGCAUCUCUUCCUCAUACUCUCGAUCUCGAUCAAGCGGAAUCACCUUGGUCAAAUUUACCUGAUUUUCGUCUUGCGCCUGAUGGCUCCCUGCUUGACCUACCUGCCAAGGGAACGAACUCAAAACGAAAAGCAACCCAUGACAUAGUCAAUCAACGUACCCCUAGUGGUCGGCUGAUGACCUCGAAUCCUAUUGCCACGCGUGCUCCCAUCGUCUCUCAUCAUAAUAACUCUACCCAAUUUGAGAAUAUGCCGUUGCCUAUCAAUCCGAUGUUGACUGACCCAAGUGUCACCCGCCCUUUAUAUACUAACGCUAACCUUGGUCUACAUCCGGUUUCGAAUGGCGAUGACCGAAUCGUUGAUGACUCAUCUGAGUCAUGCUCGUUCCUCAUCUCGCCUUCCCAAACUUCAAGCUAUCAAUGCCAGCCGCAUCUUCAGGCGCCAAGUCGUGUUUCCAAUCUAUCUCGCCGACGCUCGUUGCUCAAACUACCGCAAGUACAUCGUGAUACCAAACUCCAGGAGCCGAGUUCGCUUACAGAACAUAUCGAUCGUAGUCUGUCUCAACCAACUCGUUCACUCAAUGAAACUCAGCAUCAAUCUGCACUUACCGCGGCUCUCAAGUCGCUCAUGCCACCGGGAUUUGAGGACAAGCGCCUUUCGGGUCCGACGGACUUUGCUCUGUUUUCCUCCUGCAAUAACAGUAAUACCGACCUCACAGCCUCUUCGAGUUCUUCACCUGAUCGGAUGUUUGCAAGAUCAUUCGAAUCUCGAACUAACACUCCGCCUCCUUCCAGAUCGUCAGGGACAAGUCCAGGUCCAUCAUCUGGACCAACUCCUCUGUGUCGCUCCGGUAGGAAUAGUCCGAUCAACAUGACAAUCCCAUCCCAUUCGAUGUCAUUUGAUUCAGCAUCUCUCAAGGCGCCUGUGCUCAACACAAUAGAUCAGUCUCGUGAAACAAGUUACCCAAGCAACAACACCCAGCCCGGCCAACUUCCUGCCCCCAGCCCCUCUAUUCAUUCGCCAAUAGGGAUGCUAGGUAACGUGUUGAGCCAUUGGAAUGGACUUUCCACUUUUUUUCCCACUAGCGCGUCUACUCAACCACAUCAAUCCCAGCUGAGCCAGGCAACUCAACGCUCAUCUUCCAACGAGAUCAAUCAGACUCGGAAUAACAUCAAUCCAAUCCUCAGUCAACCUGAUAUCACAUCUCUGGACUCUAAUAUCUCUUCGGAUUUACCAAGGCCAAAGAUUCAAAAGCUUGUACCCAAUGAAGGACCAUUACAUGGUGGGAUCGAAAUCACUAUUCUUGGAUCUGGGUUCGAGCGUGAUCAAGCAGUUGAAUUUGGCUCAACCAUCAUCCAAACUCAAUAUUGGUCUUCUGAUACCUUGAUCUGUAUUCUACCACCUGGUACUCAAGCUGGACCCGUUUCAGUCAAGGCUUUGGGGGAAGAGAGGCACAGAGAAUCCGGUGGAGAAAGAGGAGAUCAGGUUUUAUUUCGGUAUGUUGAGGAUACCAAUAUGGAGUUAAUGGAAUUAGCAUUAGAGAUUAUUGGGAUGAAGAUGUCUCAAGAGAUGAAGGAGAAUGCAAAGAAAGAAGAAGACGUGUUACUCAAGUUACUCAAGGAUGGACGGGAUCAAACCAAAGAGAGGAUCAAGAUGGAUGAAAGGAAUCGAUCGGGACAAAACUUAUUACAUUUAGCAGUUUGGUUGAAGAUGAAAGGAUUAGUUGAAUUCUUGGUUUCUGAUCCUGAGUAUCGAAAGAAGUUGGUGGAAGCUAGAGAUCUCAAUGGGUGUACUCCAUUACAUUUUGCUGCUUGGAGAUCGGUUGGAAAAGAGAUUGUCAAAGUUUUGUUGGAAGCUGGGUCUAGAACUUAUGUGAGAGCAGGUGGGAUGGAGGAUAUGACUGGAUUGGAGAUCUUGAAGAAAAAAGGCACCGUGGUUGAAGGUUUGAAGAAAGAAAAGAAUGAAAGGAAAGAAGAAGAGAGUAGUGAUGAAGAAGAAGAAGAAGAAGAAGGAACAGUAGAGGAAAAAGUAAAAGAAAGAAGUGAGAUUGUUAAACAACAGAGUAUUGGGGAUUGGAAGAUGAUUGGACCGAUCAAUGAGGCAGAACUUGAAUUAGAUUUAAUGCAGCAUCAUCAUCAACUUGUGGAUCCGGAUCGGAUCUCUAAUCUCUCUGGUUCAAAGAAGUUGCGUUGGUUUAAGAGUUUAAGUGGAUUGAUGUUUAUUCAAGCUAGACAGAAUGAUGAAGAUGUAUUCUCGCAUGUGGUUGUGAAAACCAGUAGGUUAGGAUGGAUGGAUGAUUGGGUGGGAAAAAAGUGGGGAAAGGGAAAUGGGUUUUUUAGGUUGAAGAAGAAGUUGAAGGGGUGGAAGGUUUUGAAGGUUUUGAACAAAUUGAUGCUUGGUUCUUGA
Molecule: messenger RNA, 4266 nt
Organism: Melampsora larici-populina 98AG31
Lineage: Eukaryota; Fungi; Basidiomycota; Pucciniomycetes; Pucciniales; Melampsoraceae
Exons: 6
Coding region: 1-4266 (1421 amino acids)
Molecular function (GO): protein binding
Source: RefSeq, a predicted model, not a curated record